UAAAUAACCACCGUCUAUUUGAACACUUCAACUGUUACUGUUAGUCACCACGAAAGUACAGUCUACUGAAUUUCUUUCCAUCGAGUGUUUCUCGUUAUUUGUGUCAAAAUGAGUCAUUAGACUCAUAAACGAUUUUGAUCGUUCAGCAAACAUGAUCCUUUCCGCUAUAUACUGGAACAGUCAAUUGUUAACAACUUUCUGAUUUCAAGGAGCAUCCACAUUUUUCUCCAACUAAUAAAGAAAAUCAUUUCAAACAAUCUCCAGAGUUUCUGAAAGCGAAAUGAUUAUCCGGAGACCAAGAAUGAUUAAAUUUCAAAGAUCUAUACCUUUGUAUAUAAUACUCCUUUUAUUUGCAAUUGCUUUAUCUUACUAUAUUUUAAUUGGAGUUUACACUGUAAUUGAACGUGAUAUGAAUAGUACUAAGAAAACAUCACAACAAAUUGUAUUUAUUGGAGGUUAUCCAAGAAGUGGCACUACUCUUAUGCGUGUCUUGCUAGAUGUACAUCCAAUGAUUCGAUGCGGUCCUGAAACUAGAGUAAUACCCAAAAUCCUCAACUUACGAGGUCAGUGGGGUAGAGGAAAAGAAAGUGAACGACUUACAGCUGCUGGUCUAUAUCCCGUUGCAGUCGAUUCUGCUGUACGAUCAUUUAUAUUAUCUUUAAUCCAAAAUGCUGGAGAAAAUGCACUUGUUCUGUGUAAUAAAGAUCCACUAUCAUUUAUUUACCUUGAAUAUUUGGCGGAAAUAUUUCCUGAGGCAAAAUUCAUCCACAUGGUACGUGAUGGGCGUGCUGUGAUUAAUUCACUAGUAAAACGACAUGUUACCAUCAAAGGAGCACCUGAACUUAUAGAUGAAAAAUUUUUUGCAUGGGAAAAUCGAGUAAAUCAGAUUUUAAAAUCAUGUGCAGUUAUCGGGCCCAAACGAUGCACAACAAUCAAAUAUGAAUCAUUGGUACUCAGACCGAGAGAAGUUCUGGGUGAACUGUUUGAAUUUCUCGAAUUACCAUGGGAUCCAAUCGUUCUUCACCAUCAAACGGCUAUGAGUCAAAGCUCUCUAAGCAAACUCGAACCGAGUACUUCACAGGUUGUUCAUCCAAUACACUUGGCUUCACUAACUUCAUGGGCUUCAAGUAAUUCAGUGUUGCCCGAAUCUUUCAUCUCAUCAAUACACCGAGAAAGUGAUAUACUGAAAACACUUGGUUACGCUGAUUUGGGUGUACCACCACAUUACGGUACUCCAGAAAACCAGGUGGUCAAUAUAACUAGUUACCUUAUCAAUGAUCCACAAUUUAGGCAGAUAUUCUAACUUCAUAUUUUCCAUGUGAUAAUUUACUUUUGUUGUCAACAUUGUUUUGUGUAAAUUGUGUGAUACUUGUAAGUUAUCUGUGCGUAUUGUUCUCAAGUCGUUUGUUGUUAGGACAGUUGAGAAGUGUAUUUCUAUUUAUUGUGAAAUGUUAACAUUUCUAUUUUCUUGUUAAUGAGGUAUAAAUUUCAAGUGUUAAUUAUUUUUAACUGUUAUGGUUGUUAGUGAUGGUGAUGGUAGUGGUGACAUUUUGUAUUUUAAUAGUUUUCUACUUUGUAUUUUUUUAAACUUCAUAUUCGUGUAACUUCACAUUUCUAACUUCGUUACCAUAAUAAUAAAAAUGACAAUGAUGAUGAUGAUGGUGAUUGUGAGAUUUGUGGAACUUCUCCCUUUCUCUCUCUCUCUCUUUCUCCUUUGAUGAAUAUUCAACCAACAUAUCUUUAUUUGUGAUUAUGGCUUUUACUGUUUUUAUGUUGACUUCGUUUUAUUUUUAUAUACAUACUAUCUGGGAUAACAAGAGAUUGUUUGUUUUCUUUUUUUGAAUAAUAAUUUUUGAUUCUAUUUUAUUGUUAUAAAGAAAUACAUUUUGAUUUAUGAGUGAUAUAAUGUAUGAGUACAAUUUCAAUGUAUUAGCCAAUUCAUAUUUUGUAAUUUUGAAAGAUCAUUUAUAAUUGAAUAAGUAUUUUUAAUUAUUUAGUGUUUUAUUUUUAACUGUUUUGAAUGAAGAGGAGUGUUUUGAAAUGUUCAGAAUUUAAAUAUUCGAACUAUUGAACUCUUUGUUGUUGUUUAUAUUAAAUUAACAGUUAAUUUCCUCAACGAUCGAUAAUAUUAAUGAAACUUCUAAGUAAUUA
Messenger RNA from Schistosoma curassoni, 2151 nucleotides. NCBI's taxonomy places the organism in Eukaryota, Metazoa, Platyhelminthes, Trematoda, Strigeidida, Schistosomatidae. The record is from the annotation of a GenBank genome assembly.